CUUUAUUUUUAUAAUGAAUUCUUAAAUGAGAGAGAUGCCAGACUCCAGACUCCACACUCCAGAGCUAGUCGUCUCUAUUUCUUCUUUCCUUUGUUCUCUACAAUGUCCAUGGAAGAAGAAUUCAAAGAUUUUCAAGGAACAGAAGAAAAUGAAAUCCUGGAGAGUGAGCGGACGGGGUUGGAUGGAGUUUCUCAAAAAUGAUCCGUUGAUUGGAUGCCCCACCCGGUUCUUUUUUUUCUUUCUUGUAUUGUUCUUUUUCUCAUGUUUUCUUGUGGAGUUAACCCAUUCUUUUUCCCUUUCUUGUCUUCUUUUUGGUUUUUCUGGUCUUGUUUCUUGAAAUCUUCGAGAGGGUUGGGUCGAGUUUCAGAAGAAUGAUCCGUUGCAUGCGCAACCCUUGCGGUUUUAAGCACUUCUUUUCUUUAAGUUGUGCGUGAAGAUUCCACCCUCACUUCUUGGAGUUUAGAGAGAUUGUUGUAGUGCUCAUUUUGGUUGGAUCUUCAAGCAUUCUGGAGUGUCAUUGGGUCUGAAAUGCCGUCUGCUGAGUUACUUGCCGCAGCAGCCAAACUAACAGAAGCAGAAGCUGAAUUACGAGAAGCUGAGCUGGACGGAGACACUGAAUUAUUUAUAGGACCCCCACCUCCUGCUGUGGUCACGGAAGCUGAAUCUGCCAAUGAAGUAGAACGUUUCGAGGAGAUUACAAGAAUAAUUGAUGCUGAGGAAGAUAGUCCAUAUGAUAUUCUCGGAGUCAACAAAAAUAUGUCUCCUGAAAACAUGAAAAAUAGGUAUUGGAAGUUGUCGCUGAUGGUUCACCCAGACAAAUGCUCUCACCCUCAAGCUCACCAAGCAUUUGUUAAGUUGAACAAAGCAUUUAAGGAUUUACAAGAUCCUGAUAAGGUGAGUGUUAGGACAUUUUCUUGCUCUGUUUCGAAGUUUGAAAUGUUUCCUGCUUGUUGCCAUACUAAUAAAUGGAUUGAUUCGUAUUCUGGACGAUUCAGACUGUGGCGAAGAGAUAUACUUCACAUAAUAAAUAUUCCUCUGUGUUACAUCUGUGACUUGUCUGAAUAUUUGGUGAAGAAAAUUGUCAGUAGUCAUAGAGUUAAAGAAUUUAUGCUUUUCACUUCACAAUUUACAAAGAUUUCAGCACGGGAAAAUUUCAUAUGACAGAAGCUAGCUUUUGUCGUCUUUGCUAGUCCUAAAAUCUUUAAUAUUAAAUAAGGAAAUAAAACAGGAGACUAGUUACUAAUUAUUAGUUGGAUUAAUUAUGAGAAUCAGAGCUGGUUUGAACUGAAAUAAAGGUUCUUGAAUAAUCCAUCAGCAUGGUUUAACUUUUGUCCUUAGUGAACAUGGUUAUGUCAACUUUACAUGGAAACGAAAUGUGAGAACCUCUCUUGUUUCAUUGGAAUUGUAUGUUCACCUCCUUUUGGAGCCAUAGUAAUCUUUGUUUUCCUACUAUUAUCUAUAUUACCAAUCAGGUUCGCCUUUCUCCUAUUUUAAUAUAUAUGAUUUCACUGUAAUGUAAGUGCCAUUCGACCACUCUCUUUUACUUCUAUUUUAGCUUGAGUUUAAUAAUCUUCUUAAAUCAUUAGAAGCUUGCAAAUUGAUCAGCAAUAUUCUUUUCUUAAGUGCAUUUCGGAGAGGUUUCUUGAAUUUGAAGUAUUUUCGCUGUUUCUUAUGUCUGCAUUGAAAGUUUCUUGUUUAUGAUGUAUCAUUGUCAUAUUGGUUAUGCGCUUCCACUGGAGUAUUCUAUGAGCUACGGUUUGAGUCACAGGUUUACACUGUGGCACCCAAUGAUUUUCCCUGUACUUUUCUCAUAUCCUAGUUUCUUUCACAAUUCUGUCCUAAUGCAUAUUACAGGAUAUGGAGGCAAUAUCUGAUUUUGUUUGCCCAUAACACAUAUAGCAUAUAAUUAUAAAAUGGUAUCAAUUUACUUGAGAAAUCAUUUUUUAGUUCUAUGUAUAACAAGCAUUUUAUUUUGAUAUAUUGAUAAGCGAGCAUUUAUGAUAUCAAAUUAUGUGAUUAGUGUAGGUGAUCUAUACUCGUUAUUGGAAAAUUGAGGGCCUGGGGCUUGAAUUUGGUUUGUCAAAAGUUGUGCGAACUAAAGUAAUCUCAUAUCUUAUGAAUUGUGUGGAAUUCAAAAGGGUUAAGUAGAAAUUUGAACGCUCGACCGAAACACACAUUGGCUGUUACUAUGAUGCAUUUUAACAAUAUUUAGAGCCUGAUGGUAACCGUUGUAUCUAUAGUUUCCUCUCGACUUGUUUUUCUAUCAGAAAAGUAAUCCAUGUUCCUUUCCGUUCUACUCUGUUGAUUUUUCUCCCACAUUUGAAAAUCAAGAGAUGUUGAAUCCAUUGUGUUUUACAAUUUGUAAACUUCAAAACCUAAAGCCCUGUUGUGAUUGCUGUGAAGUGUCCUCGUUAUCACCAUUGUAAUUUGGAAGAAAUAAGAAUAUGAAUUUUUUAUGCUGCUAAGAAUCUGAAGGAUGCAUGUGUAGUGUUGAAUGCCAAUAUGAAGAACAUAAGUUCAUUCUUUUUGCAGAUUUAGUCUUGGUUUAUUCAUUUUGUUGGAUUCUCUUCAUGGGCUUGCUUUAGAAUUUUUUGAUGCUGUUUAUCUAUCAUUUUGUAUGGAUGUGCAGAAAAUCAUGGUGUCAUGUUCUUGACAUCUUCAUGUUUGCAGGUUUAUCGUAGAAAAAAUUGUUAGAAAUUCUUUACUAUACAGUCAUAAA
Messenger RNA from Sesamum indicum (sesame), 2719 nucleotides. NCBI's taxonomy places the organism in Eukaryota, Viridiplantae, Streptophyta, Magnoliopsida, Lamiales, Pedaliaceae. The record is from RefSeq and is a predicted model, not a curated record.